This is a messenger RNA of Rhodofomes roseus, 1620 nucleotides long. RefSeq lists its product as uncharacterized. The record is from RefSeq and is a predicted model, not a curated record. The coding region runs from base 409 to 1437 and encodes 342 amino acids. NCBI's taxonomy places the organism in Eukaryota, Fungi, Basidiomycota, Agaricomycetes, Polyporales, Fomitopsidaceae. The transcript has a single exon.
CGGGCUGCGACUGGCCCGCUGCGACUGCCGCGGGGACCUUCGAGGGCGCCCCCGGGAGACGCCGGGACCGCCCGACGCAGUGGAGACGCCCGACGCCCGGAUUGGGGGCUUGAGUCACCGUGCGGUCACGGAUUGUUAUAAGGCGUCGGCUGCCUCGCUCCUCGCCAGACUGCCUCCCAUCAGCCACCAUGUCCGCCUAGACACACGUUCCGUCCGCGCGUCGUCCCCCCGCAACCCCCUCUUCUUGCUACCCCCGCAGCCCUCACACUCUGGCGCGCCCGACGAACAAGCAUGGUUAACACGUCCGUCCAUAAAUCCAAGAACGGCACCAUCCUGUUCGAGCCCUUCAUCGUCUACCGUAUACACCGGUAACACCGCCCAAGCCCCCACCCCCGGCCUCGUACGUGUAUGUCUCCCCGUCGCGCCUCGUGUGACCCCGCGCUCACCGCCGCCACCCAGAACGCUGUCCCCUAUCCCUCUCGUGUCGCUCAACCGACCCCCGACACCGCAUCCAUGCUCACCUGCCCCCGUCUCGCGAUGGCUUCUCAGUCGACCGAUCCGUCUCCGCCCCCGUCUUUGUUCAGCAUGGCCCGCAACAAGCUGCAGUACGUCGUCAGCACCGGCGUGAAGGACAGCUGCAGCUUGCACCGCUGGGUACUGCUCAAAAACUCUAUCAUUCAUUCUCAUCCGUCGGACGAUGCUGCAGCUGCACCGGACGGGGAUGAUGCUGUACCAUAUGCGCUCUCACAAGGUGAAGCCGCCGACGCGCCGGCCGAGGAGCAAGAGGUCGCGUUCAUGUUUCCUGACCCCGACGCGCUCGCAUCGCCCGGGGCUGGCUCCAGCAGCGACUCGGAGAACGAGUGGCUUGACUCGCUUCUAGAGACUCUGGGCGGUGAGGACGACGACUUGGACGCGGACGACGGCGAGGGCGGUGUCUCGGUCUCACCUGCCGACGAGGACGACGAACUGCUAAGUCCCCUCUACUCGCCCAUGUCCUCCUCAGACGACCUCGCCGACCAGUCCAGCUUUUACAUUAACCCCCAUGCCAUUCCUCUUCCGUACCCUAUUCCUUAUCCGCCCCUGCAGCCGCUCGGGCAGCGGUGGCUCGAGUGCCAUGAUCCCCUUCCCUAUUAUGAUGCGGACGAUGUGGACGACAUGCCGGUGCCCGACGCUAUAGAGGACACUUCGGACGACGAGUCGGAUGCUCCGGCUACGCCCUUUGAUCACUCGACGUCGUCUCUGGUUGACCCUGCAUCUGUCCCCCUUCCCAUUGAGCGGCGGCGGCGCUCUGAUUUCAUCCAUCCCCAAGUGUACAUUGACACGGACGAUUCGUACUUUUACCCGUUCGAGCUCGAUCCGCUCCCCCCUCACCACGACGACGGCGUUGCCGUCGAUACUGGCCGUGUCUACCGCCCUUCGCUUAUUCAGGAAUGCUAGUGUACAUAUUGCCCGCCUCGCACUGUCUCGCCUCCCCUGCCGCGCCCGAUUACACUGCUCGUGCUGUUUCUGUCUGUGACUGACCCUGUCUUACCGUACUUAUCGCAUGCAUGUUACUGGCCGUGCAUCAUGUUUAUAAUGCUCGUUGUUCGCUUUGUGGAAUCCAGGGUGUUUGAUAUCGGA